Salvelinus sp. IW2-2015 is the source of this 1790-nucleotide messenger RNA. Its product is annotated as creatine kinase S-type, mitochondrial-like. Gene Ontology annotation, cellular component: mitochondrion. Gene Ontology annotation, biological process: phosphocreatine biosynthetic process. Gene Ontology annotation, molecular function: creatine kinase activity. The record is from RefSeq and is a predicted model, not a curated record. NCBI's taxonomy places the organism in Eukaryota, Metazoa, Chordata, Actinopteri, Salmoniformes, Salmonidae.
CAUUAGUGGGCGGAGUGUGGGAUGAGAAAUAGAGAAAAAGACUCCUGAAAGAGGAUUCUAUAGCAGGGAGGGAUACCGGCAGUGAAACAGUUGACCUGAUUCUGACCUCUGAACUGUCCAAGAUGGCGACCUCCUUCACAAGAAUGAUGUCCGGCCGUAACACGGCCGUGCUGUUGGCCAGCCUGGGAGCAGGCACCAUGGCAACCGGCUACCUGAUGACCGACAGCAACAUCCUGUCCGCUGAGGAGAGGAGGAAGCUCUAUCCACCCAGCGCUGACUAUCCUGACCUGAGGAGGCACAAUAACUGCAUGGCGCACUCCCUGACCCCUGCUAUCUACGGCAAGCUGAGAGACAAGGUGACCCCUAACAACUGGAGCCUGGACCAGUGCAUCCAGACCGGAGUGGACAACCCUGGCCACCCCUUCAUCAAGACUGUCGGCAUGGUGGCUGGGGACGAGGAGAGCUACGAGGUGUUUGCUGAUAUCUUUGACCCCGUCAUCAAAGACCGACACAAUGGCUACGACCCCAAAACAAUGAAACACCCCACUGAUCUGGACGCGUUCAAGAUCACCAACGGUAUGUUUGAUGAGAAAUACGUUCUGUCGUCUCGCGUGCGUACAGGCCGUAGUAUCCGCGGUCUGAGCCUGCCCCCGUGCUGCUCCCGCUCGGAGCGCCGUGAGGUAGAGCGUGUGACCGUCCAGGCCCUGGCCGGCCUGAAGGGUGAUCUGGCCGGACGUUACUACAGCCUGGGAGACAUGACGGAGAAGGAGCAGCAGCAGCUUAUUGAUGAGCAUUUCCUGUUCGACAAGCCCGUCUCUCCUCUGCUGACCUCUGCCUUCAUGGCCCGUGACUGGCCUGAUGCCAGGGGCAUCUGGCACAACAAUGAGAAGACCUUCUUGAUCUGGGUCAAUGAGGAGGACCACACCAGGGUCAUCUCCAUGGAGAAGGGAGGAAACAUGAAGAGAGUGUUCGAGAGGUUCUGCAGAGGACUCCAACAGGUGGAGAAGCUGAUCCAGGAGAGAGGCUGGGAGUUCAUGUGGAACGAGCGCCUGGGAUACAUCCUGACUUGCCCCUCUAACCUGGGUACUGGACUCAGGGCUGGAGUGCACAUCAGACUGCCCAACCUCAGCAAGGACCCUCGCUUUGGUAAGAUCCUGGACAACAUGCGUCUGCAGAAGAGAGGGACAGGCGGAGUUGACUCAGCCACAACUGGAGACACCGUUGAUAUCUCCAACAACGACCGUCUGGGAAAAUCUGAGGUGGAGCUGGUCCAGUUGCUGGUUGAUGGAGUCAACUAUCUGAUUGACUGUGAGAAGAAGCUGGAAAGGGGCCAGGACAUCAAGGUCCCCUCCCCCAUCACCCAGUUCAGAAAGUGAAACACCUGAGCCCCACGUCUGAGAGGAAGUGACCCGCUCUGCGGUUAGAGAGGGCCAAAGAAGAGGAGUUAGGCCUGAUCCCUCCUCAUCCCCAAACUGAGCAAUUUGGAGUAAAGUAGAAGUAGAAUUUCUUUCCACUGGUCCAGGGACAAGUGUUGGUGUAUCCCCCUUGAUGGUUAAGGCUGGGGUUGGGGGUAUCAUAAUCUGAUCCUAGAUCUGUGGUUAGGGACAGCUUCUACCAGAAGCGAAAGUCUUACCUGUAACAUUAACCUCAAUAAAAAUCAACCCUAAUAAAACCACUGAUCUCUGAUCAAUAAAACAACUAAUUCUCUGAUUCCAAGGCGAUAUUACAGCUUGUGUUUUCUCCUUCUACUAAUCAUUCUACCCUAACUAAAAGCUUAAAUACCUUUCCAA